This is a messenger RNA of Penicillium diatomitis, 2076 nucleotides long. RefSeq lists its product as uncharacterized. Lineage: Eukaryota; Fungi; Ascomycota; Eurotiomycetes; Eurotiales; Aspergillaceae. Gene Ontology annotation, molecular function: monooxygenase activity. The coding region runs from base 1 to 2076 and encodes 691 amino acids. The record is from RefSeq and is a predicted model, not a curated record. The transcript has a single exon.
AUGUCUCAAAUUGAGCCCACUCCCAAGCACACCUUUGCUGAGCGUGCCGCCGCCAACGACUUCAACGAUGCGCAGAUCCUCAACUCCAACAACCCUGCCGGUGCAGAGAUCCCCCAGGACUCUGAUGUUGUUGUCGCAGGUGGAGGUAUCCAUGGUCUCAUCUAUGCUAUUCAUGCGGCCAAGUACAAGCCUGGCAAGCUCAACAUCUCCCUGAUCGAGAAAAGCACCAAGCCCGGCUACAAGAUCGGCGAGAGUACCCUGCCGCUCUUCUCACUGUGGUGCAAGAUGCACGGCCUGACUGCCGAGUACAUGUUGCGUCUCUUUGGUCUCAAGGACGGCCUUUGCUUCUAUUUCCUAGACCGUGAGAACCAGGGGGAGUAUACCGACUUCUGCAGCAACGGUACCCCCGGUGUCUUCCUGAGCGGAUUCCAGGUUGAGCGUCCCAUCAGCGAGCUGCUCUUCACCCUGUUGGCUCAGCGCAACGGCGUCAACGUCUUCCACGGCCGCCAAGUCGACUUCAACGGCAGCACCAUUCAGGGUGGAGUCAAGAGCAAUAAGAUUGCCAUCAACCCCGGCAAGUUCGACGGCAAGCCUGCUACCACCAUCGACUCCUCCCUGCUUGUGGAUGCCACCGGUCGCUUCCGCCAACUGGCUUCCAAGAAGGCGUCACUCCACCGGUUCGAGGGCUGGAACUACGACGCUUUCUGGGGAUACUUCGACUGCCCCACUGAUGAGAGCAACAUCCCCUUCCGCUACUACGAGGGUGACCACACCAACCACCUGUGCUUCCCCGAGGGUUGGGCCUGGGUCAUCCGUCUUCCCUCUUGGGAAGGCAGCUCCAUCCCCAACCUGAUGGACAUGAUCUCCUACCUGCUCGACUGCGCUGAGGCUGGUGUUCCCGGUGACCAGAUCCCCAGCUCUGAGGAGCUUGCCAAGAUGUUCGACCUUAAGUUCCGCUGGACUACUAGCAUCGGUUUCGCCGUCCGCAACGAUGUCAAGUACCCCGAGGAUAUGUCUGCCUACGGAACCCGCGAGGCUGAGCGCAAGUUCAACUACUUCGUCCAAAAGUACGAUCUCAUCAAGAAGUUCAUGGGCAACUUCCGACUCAUCGAGAACCUGUACGGACCUGGAACCACCUGGUACAUCCGCAAGUCCCUCACCUACCAGUCCCCCGUUGUUUCCGGUCCCGGCUGGUUGGCCGUUGGUGAUGCCUGCGGCUUCACCAACCCAUUGCACUCCCCCGGUAUCACUGCCGCCAUGUCUACCUCGACCUACGCCGCUGAGCUGACUCACAAGGCGCUCGACGAGGCCAAGCGUGUGGCAGAUGCCAAGGAGGCUGAGAUGUCCAUCCGCAAGACACUGGCUCCCUAUGACGAGUUUGCGAAGAAACUCAUUCCUUCUCUGAACCAGAUGAACAAGUUCCACUACGUCUGCUUCCGUGAACCUCGCCUUGGACCCCAGGUCUCCUUCCUGUGGCAGUUCUUCGCUGGUAUCGGUAUUCCGGGCUGGCAACUCAUUCGUCAGGAUUACAACCUGACCUUCGACACCUACGUCGAUCACUCAAUCAACUGGGCCUGGGGCUCGCAGGUUCCCGAGUUCGAUGCUGUCGCCCGCAAAGCGAUUGAGCUUAUCGCUCCGAUUCCACUGGAGGAGACUAUCCCCGAAUCGGUCGUCCGCGAGGUGAUCGACUUUUCCAACGAGAUCAAGCGCGCAGCCGUCGACUCCAACCGCUUCAACUUCCGCUGGGACGGUCUCCUGCGCUACUACGAUCUGUACCUCAACUACGACGAGAAGAAGAACUGGAAGGACGUCUUCUCCCGCCAGUGCAAGGGCUGCGGAGCCUGGCUCGUUUGCCGCCCCGACUGGCUCAAGUGCCACUCCUGUGGUAAGCAGCGAACGGCUGAGGAGGCGGCCAUCACCUGGAACCCCCCUCUGGCUGUCGACGAGGUCAAAGCGCUGGUGCGGGCUUCUGACGCUAAGCCUGCUUCUCGGGCGGCCCCCAAGGAAGCCGUUCACGAGCAGCAGCUCAAGGACGGCUCCGUGGUGGUUUCUCACGCGGUGGAGAUCACUGCUUAA